This is a messenger RNA of Daphnia carinata, 2009 nucleotides long. RefSeq names its product LIM/homeobox protein Lhx3-like (gene Lim3). Gene Ontology annotation, biological process: regulation of transcription by RNA polymerase II; neuron differentiation. Lineage: Eukaryota; Metazoa; Arthropoda; Branchiopoda; Diplostraca; Daphniidae. The transcript is spliced from 7 exons. The record is from RefSeq and is a predicted model, not a curated record. The coding region runs from base 483 to 1568 and encodes 361 amino acids. Gene Ontology annotation, molecular function: RNA polymerase II transcription regulatory region sequence-specific DNA binding; DNA-binding transcription factor activity, RNA polymerase II-specific. Gene Ontology annotation, cellular component: nucleus.
UGGGCUUGAGGAAAAAGCACGUCGCCUCGUCUGGUAUGUGUUUGGGAAAACGCAACCGGACGUGUAAUACCACCGUUCAACCCUCUUCGUGUGGAAAAUUCUGGCUGCCCUGUCUCCAUGGGCAUACUGCCACCAGUCAGAACCAGUAUAGGAAAGGGAAUUGCACUCAACGAAAUUAGUAUUCCUCGUUUCUAGCGGCGAAGACCUCGUUUCCCUUGCGUUCGUUUUCUGUUCCGUGAUAUCACCAUAUUUUCUCAGUUUCAACAGCAUAUCGUUGUUUUUACCCAUCCUUCGUGUAGCUUACGUGACUUUCCGAUAGACCUAUUGCAGUACGCGCCUCAGAUUUAACUAGGCGUAGUAUUUCAGUUUCGUCUGGUGAAAUUUCAGACCAAUACAGCUGAUUUUUUGUUGUUGCUGUUUUCUAUUGUUUUUUUUUGUUGUAUUUUUUUUUACCACAAUUAACUUUGUCUUUGGUGAAAACGAUGGCGUUCACCCCAGUCAUUGAAGAGUCAGUUGGAAUGGAUUCACCUCACCAUCAACACGGCGAAGUUCUUCUUUCUCUACUUGCUCGUCACAAAAGUUUGGAAGCUACAAUCCCACGAUGUGCCGGAUGCAGUGGCUUUAUUCUUGACCGCUUCAUUCUCAAGGUGCUUGAUCGUCCCUGGCACACCGAGUGUCUCAAAUGCAUGGAUUGCGGUACUCAUCUAGUUGACAAAUGCUUCGUCAGGGGUGGUAGCACAUACUGCAAAGAAGAUUUCUUCAGGAGAUUUGGUACCAAAUGCGCGUGUUGCGAUCAAGGUAUCGCUCCGUCGCAGGUUGUACGCCGGGCACAACAACACGUUUACCAUUUAGAAUGUUUCCAGUGUCUUCUCUGUGGCCGUCAACUGGAUACGGGCGACGAGUUUUAUCUUAUGGAAGACCGCAAACUAGUGUGUAAAGCUGAUUACGAGUCCGCUAAGACUAAAGAAGGAGAAAACCCGCCGAAGCGACCAAGGACAACAAUCACAGCAAAACAACUGGAGACGCUAAAAUCGGCUUACAAUGCCAGUCCUAAACCAGCCCGUCACGUACGUGAGCAACUCAGCCAGGAUACAGGCCUCGACAUGAGAGUGGUCCAAGUCUGGUUCCAAAACAGACGAGCUAAAGAGAAGCGAUUGAAAAAAGAUGCUGGCAGAGCCCGAUGGGGUCAAUAUUUCCGCAAUGGUACUGGAGGCUCUAAUGGUGGCGCAAUUGGAGUCGGUAAAGAUGGUAGCAGAGCGUCUAAAAUUGAAGAUCUGAAAGAUGAUCUUAUCCUCGGUUUUUCCUCAGGUCGCCACGGAGGAUUGGGUUCGCACAAUGGUAGCAAUGGCAAUCCUUUGACGCCCAUGACAGGUGCUUCAAUGCCCGAUAUGGGUGGCAUGGCCCCAUUAGCUCCUGCUAGUGCAUCCAGUGACAUCAGCAAUAUGAGUAGCAACAGCAGUGAACGGAGUAGUAGCAGCAGCAACGGACACUAUCCCGAUUUUCCUCCGUCGCCCGAUUCAUGGCUUGGAGAUGUUACUGACGCCGCCAGCUCUGGACAACCUUUUUGAGAGUCUAAUAUGCAAAUUAGCGGAAUUUCUUUAGACGCACAUGUCGCAUGUUCGCUCGGUGACAAGGGUACUCCCUAAAGAUGAACGGGACUAAAGAUACUUUUUGAAAAGGAAUCGAGCAGUUUUGACCUAAAAACUAGUCAUGUACGGUGUUUUUCUCAUCCAACCGUCAAUCAUUUGGUGUUUGUUGUGAUCGGUACACUUAUGUUAAUUACAUGUGCACGUUUAAAAAAUGUCGUGAAACCUAUUGUAAAAUGAUAAGAUGCUUCACAUUAUUAUUGUCUCAUCAGGCAAAUUACUGAACUGGCUCCGGGCACAAUUACCACAACAAACCAAAAAUUGUAGUGUGUUUUAGUCAAAAAAGAUUUUCGGAAAAAAAAUCACAUUCUGUGUAACCCGCUAUAACUGUAUCAUUCGUCAUGGUUGAACGGUGUUUCCAAA